AUAACAGAAGCGGCCGUUGUUUGGUUUGUUUACGCGGACGAGCUGCCUGUCUGCCUGAAGAGGGUGGAAGAAGGAAGGUGCUGCCGGAACCAGCUAGCUUCUGUCAAUCUCCGGCGAUCUUGUUGUUCCAGCCUUUUCCGGUCUCCGAUCUGCUACGAUCAUGACGACAUCAAGGCGCCUUGCAGAUAGGAAGGUGGUGAAGUUUGAGAAAAAUAUCACUAAAAGAGGGUUUGUGCCAGAAACAACCACCAAGAAGGGAAAAGACUAUCCUGUUGGGCCUGUUCUUCUGGGAUUCUUUGUCUUUGUGGUCAUUGGAUCCUCUCUGUUUCAGAUAAUCAGAACAGCAACGAGUGGAGGCAUGGCGUAAAUGGAGCUUUUCUUUGGAUUGUGUUGUCAUCUCUUUUUUCUAGCAUGUAGAAAGUCUCAAUACUUUUAUUUUUACUUCUGUAUUACUACUACUAAACUGAUGGUUUAACUUUUGAGGAAUUGAAAGGAUUUAUAUUUAUAAUUAUAAUAAUAAAAUAUAUUCCCUUCUUGUUUGCCUUACAA
Messenger RNA from Prosopis cineraria, 549 nucleotides. RefSeq lists its product as uncharacterized. Lineage: Eukaryota; Viridiplantae; Streptophyta; Magnoliopsida; Fabales; Fabaceae. The coding region runs from base 161 to 367 and encodes 68 amino acids. The transcript is spliced from 3 exons. Gene Ontology annotation, cellular component: endoplasmic reticulum. The record is from RefSeq and is a predicted model, not a curated record. Gene Ontology annotation, biological process: endoplasmic reticulum unfolded protein response.